Molecule: messenger RNA, 1595 nt
Organism: Struthio camelus australis
Lineage: Eukaryota; Metazoa; Chordata; Aves; Struthioniformes; Struthionidae
Source: RefSeq, a predicted model, not a curated record
UUAUGUGGACUUGCAGCUGCCCUUGCUUCGACCCCAGGAAAGGCUGUGUGGGAAGUUCGUGUCUCAGAGCCUGUAGCAUUGCUCUGCAGAGUGUCUGGAGCCUAGUGUAUGCAAAGAAACUGAUAAAUAGGGAAAAGGCCCAGUUUGCUCCAGCUGGACUCAGAGCUGGAAUCACUGCUACAUCCCAACAGACUCUUUCUGGGAAGAAGAGACUCUCUCUGGAACUAAUAUUUCCUUCUCAAAAGUCUAUCAUAUACCAAAGUGAAUGAAACAGUGCAAUUUGGAGCAGAAUAUGGCAAAUACAUUUGUCACAGUACCUGAUGGGUAUUGUCUUGCUGAGCCCAUACAGUAUUACGAUGUUUUACCAGAGCACAUCAAUUAUCAGCUGCAAGACACAGAUUUUCAGACUACUCCUUACUGUCAGUAUUCCACAGUUCAAUUUCCUCCUCCAGUACUACAGUCACAACUUUCACAAUCCCAAUAUGGUACAUAUAGCCUGGACUCUCAGUACAGUGAUGGACAGUAUAUAAUCAGCAACUGCGACUUAAACAAGCCCUCUUUCAUGGCUUCCCACAUUGAUGACAGUGGAUAUCAAGGACUAAAAAGGCCAAGAUUAAACCAUUCUUCCUUGCGAAUGAAGGGACAGGAAGAGCUCUGCGUCGUGUGUGGUGACAAGGCCUCAGGCUAUCACUACAAUGCACUUACCUGUGAAGGUUGUAAAGGCUUCUUUCGACGUAGCAUCACCAAAAAUGCAGUGUACCGAUGCAAGAACGGUGGUCACUGUGAAAUGGACAUGUACAUGCGAAGAAAGUGUCAGGAAUGUCGCUUGAAGAAGUGUAAGGCUGUAGGAAUGCUAGCAGAAUGUUUGCUGACUGAAGUACAGUGCAAGUCAAAGCGACUCAGGAAAAAUUUCAAACAGAAGAGCAGUUUCCUUUGCAACAUAAAACUAGAAGAUGAGGGGCUGAAUAGUAAACAUGUGUCAUCUACAACAAGACCUGGAAAAUUCCCAGAGAAGAUGGAACUCACUCCAGGAGAACAUCAACUUCUUGACCACAUUGUUGCAGCACAUCAAAAAUACACAAUUCCCCUCGAAGAAGCAAAGAAGUUUCUACAGCAAACUGCAAGUCCUGAGGAAAGUUUUCUGCGUCUCUCUGAAACAGCAGUUGUUCACGUACAAGUGUUAGUGGAUUUCACAAGACGACUCCCAGGAUUUGAAAGUUUAGCUAGUGAAGAUCAGAUUGCGCUGCUAAAAGGGUCAACAGUUGAGGCAAUGUUUUUGCGUUCAGCCCAGAUAUAUAACCAAAGAAUUAGUGAAUGUCAAUCAUCAACAAGUGAAAGUCAUGUAAGAUUUUCUGAUGUGACAUGUUGUCACAUUCAAAACCUUGAUAAGAAUGCAAUUUAUUCCUUGGAAAUGUCUCCAAAUGAAGAGAGUCCGACUUCCACUACUACCACAGGUAUAACCGAGGAGUUUAUUACUGCGCUAUUUUACUUCUACAGAAGCAUGGGAGAACUUAAAGUGACGGAGACAGAAUAUGCCCUGCUUGUGGCAACAACUGUGUUUUUUUCAGGUAAAACUGUGAGAUGAGUUGUUGUUA